Molecule: messenger RNA, 1793 nt
Organism: Malus domestica (apple)
Lineage: Eukaryota; Viridiplantae; Streptophyta; Magnoliopsida; Rosales; Rosaceae
Source: RefSeq, a predicted model, not a curated record
UUUUUCAUUUUCCACAAUUAAAUAAAGAAAAACUCAAAUCUCCCUCCGACCCUUCUCCUUCAAUCCAAAAACCGUUACACUGAACACACCAGAAUGCUCACUUUCUCCAAACCCACCCGCCGCCACCCUGCCGCCCAUCAUGCACCCAAAGCCCCGACCCACUAAACCCCCAAACCCGACCCGAUGACCCAAAACCGGCCGUCUUGGUCCAUCGAUCCCGAGCUGGAUGGGAUCGACCUCGACCCCUCCGACUUUGCCGCCUCCGUCGCCCUCAAGAAAGUCCCCAACGGCGACGUUUUCGAGGCCUCACGUGCCGGCGAUGUUGACCGCCUCGCGUACCUGUUGGAGUCCGGAGUCAACGUGAACGCACGUGACCAGUGGGACUCGGUGGCUCUCUACUACGCGUGCCUCGCCGGACACCUCGAGGCCGCCCGGAUGCUGCUCGAGAACGGCGCCAUAUGCUCCGAGCACACCUUCGACGGCGACCGAUGCCACUACGCCGCGCUUAAUUUGAAGGUGCGGAAGCUAUUGAAGGCGUUUGAGGCCAGGCCCCCGCCGCUGAACCCCUUACAGGCCGCCAUGAGGGAGACCUUCUUGGGAUGCGGGGCGAAUAGGGCUUAUUUGGAGCAGGCUGAUGAUGCCCACAUUGAAAUUUCAGGUUUUCAAUCCAAUGAUGGGUCCAGUUUCAACUACUUCCCUCCAGAUGUGAUAUUUUAUGUUCAAGGUAGAGCCAUCGAAGCUCACAGAGUCAUCUUAAGUGCCCGUUCACCAUUUUUCAGAAGAAAGUUUGCGACUGAUUGGAAGCAUCGCAAAGAAGUAAGAUUUGCUAGGGAGAAAUUGUCGUAUCCUGCUUUAUACAGUCUCAUCCAUUUCUUUUACUCAGACAGACUAGAGGUUGCUGUAGAUGAUAUGGAGGAUGUUGUGAGGAUCUGCAAAGUAUGUAAAUGUGAAUCUUUACAAAGCUCGUCGUCAACUGAGCAGGCCGGGGAAUUAUUUGAUGCUGCUGCUAGAUAUUUACUGUUUCCUCUUAAACGUGCGGUAGCUGAUGUACUACUGCCGCACCUGGAAGAGGCCUCACCUGCAGAACUGUGCCAUUGGCUGCAAUUGUCAGACAUGUACGACGUGCCGAAGAUAAGGGAAUUUUGUCUCGAUACCAUAGCUUGUAAUUUUGAGACAUUUGCCGAAAUGAGUGAGUUCCGAGCAAUGCUGUUGACUCUGCCUCCACCAUCCGGGGAUUCAUCUUUUCGGACUACUGUUCCAAGUGCACCAGGAGCUGAAGUCAAUACGGACCAGUGCAACCUUCUCGAUGACUUGCGAGAAAAAUGGCUUGAAGCUGAAGCUGCUGAGCUUGACAAGAGAGACGAGAGUGCGUUGAUUUUCGACAAACGCCUCGAGAUGCUCAUGGUUGUCGCAGAACGAGAAAAAUCCGAUGGUUUUGCCAACGACGAUAUUCCUAAUGGUCCUAGAACAUCUUUAUACCCUUACGCUACUACCCCCAUGUCAAGUGAACAAAAACAUGAAAAUGUAGACUAGCCAAUUUUUUUCCUGGGAAAUUGGGUGAAAUGUAGAUUUUACAAUUAUCAAUUGCCACAGUGAUCUAAAUCUCUCUGCGAUAUUAUGCGGGUGGUGGAUUCAUUAAUUAGGGGUCUCUCAUCCAUCUUAUUCAGAGGAGUGUAGUGUAUUAAAAUUUAUACGGACUUUUGUUGAGUUUUAAAGUGAUAGGCUUAUACGGAUUUAGUAAACUUUUACUGACUAUUAUAAACUCUAUAAAAUUCCAUAGACUUUUGAUGAUA